AUGAGGUCACAUUCACCAUCCGGGGCCACCUCUACUAAUAAUUACUACGCAUCCCGGCCGUCAACUUCAUCCUCGCCAUCCUCGCCCUCUUCCCCACCAUUGCUCAGCAAGCACAACCUCGAGACAGCUGCUCCUCGCCCCCGACAACGCACCCGCGCCUCCUGCCUCUGCUGGCUCGCCCUCAUCACAGCCACCGUGCUCUCCACGAUGCUUGUCCUGCGCACCCUCCUCGCGGCCGCCGCCGCGCCGUGCGCCGUCUCCGCCGGCUGCUACCACGGCUUCCACAGCGCCUUUAGCUUCGACGCCGCCGCCUCGCACCAGCCGUCGUGGAUGGGCGGCCUGCGCAACGACACGCUCCUCACGAGCCUCAGCGUGCCGGGCACCCACGACACCAUGACGUACGCCAUUGGCAGCGACGUCCUGCAGUGUCAGAACCGCAACCUGACGGUGCAGCUCGCCGCCGGCCUGCGCUACUUUGACAUUCGCGCGCGCGUCCGCGACGACGCCCUGCACAUCUACCACGGCGACGGCGACACGGGCUUCAGCUACCAGGACGUGCUCCUCGAGCUCUUUGCCUUUCUCGCGCAGAACCCGACCGAGGCCAUCGUCAUGCGCCUCAAGCAAGAAGGCGCGCCACUCGGCGACCACAACACCCUCACCUUUGAGCAGGCCUUCAACUACGCCUGGCACAACUCGAGCAUCACCGCCAAGCAGGCCGCCCAGCACAUGUACGCGUGGGACCCGGCCGCGCCGCUGCCGACGCUCGGCGACCUGCGCUCCAAGAUUUUCGUGCUGCAGAACUUCCCAGCCGACAGCAACGGCCCGGCCAACAAGUACGGCAUCGCCUGGGAGGGCGAGCAGAUGGUGCUCGAGGACCUCUACAUCAUCCCGGACGUCGCCCACCUCAAGGACAAGUGGGCCGCCAUCCGCGACGCCCUCACCAAGGCCGCCACCGACAAGCAGGACAACAAGGCCCUAUACCUCGCGCACAUUUCGGCGAGCGUCGGCGUCUUGCCCAUCGAGGCGGCCGCGGGGCCCAAGAACAGGACCGUGGCCGGCAUGAAUGACGAGACGGGCCGCUGGCUCGAGGCCGGUGACCAGAGCGGCCGCACGGGCGUCGUCAUUUUCGACUUUCCCGGCAAGAGGGGGAUUGACGCCGUCUUGGCGCGCAACGCUGCCUACAGGGCGUGA
Messenger RNA from Akanthomyces muscarius, 1191 nucleotides. RefSeq lists its product as uncharacterized. Gene Ontology annotation, molecular function: phosphoric diester hydrolase activity. The transcript has a single exon. The coding region runs from base 1 to 1191 and encodes 396 amino acids. NCBI's taxonomy places the organism in Eukaryota, Fungi, Ascomycota, Sordariomycetes, Hypocreales, Cordycipitaceae. The record is from RefSeq and is a predicted model, not a curated record. Gene Ontology annotation, biological process: lipid metabolic process.